AUGGCCUACACUCCACUUGUAUUAGGGUUAUAUCUGAUUUUUUAUCACAGAAAUCUCUAUGCGACAGGCAUACCUUCGGAAAACCUCGCAAUACUUCGAUUACUUGAAGCAGUAAUCACCUCUAUGUUUACAAUGCAUAAUUCAAGUAUCCAAGAUGAUCCGGAUUUGAAACUUGCUUCAAGAACCUCAAGCAAACGUCCAAAAACAUUGCUGAUUUCUUUGUGCAGGAGCUUCUUCUCAAGCCUUACCCUCUGCCUAUAA
Molecule: messenger RNA, 261 nt
Organism: Botrytis porri
Lineage: Eukaryota; Fungi; Ascomycota; Leotiomycetes; Helotiales; Sclerotiniaceae
Exons: 2
Coding region: 1-261 (86 amino acids)
Source: RefSeq, a predicted model, not a curated record